CCGCGGCAGGCAGGCGAGCAGGCAGGGCCGCCUUUGAUGUGGGCUGGGCGCACCCAGGCUAGCUGAACGCCCGUCCGGCCGCGCCCCGAGGGGGGAGCCCCCAGGCCCCGCAUCCUCAUUGUGCCGGCUCGGGCCCGGGCCCGCCCCCGGCCCCCCGCCCCCUUGCCGCCCGCGCGUAGAAAACGCCCCGGCCGCCGCCAGUGGUGGGAGGCGGCGAUGCGCACGGCCGGAGAGACGCGGAGGAGGAGACAUGAGCCGACGGGCGCCCAGACGGAGCGGCCGUGACGCUUUCGCGCUGCAGCCGCGCGCCCCGACCCCGGAGCGCUGACCCCUGGCCCCACGCAGCUCCGCGCCCGGGCCGGAGAGCGCAACUCGGCUUCCAGACCUGCCGCGCAUGCUGUCCCCGGACUAAGCCGGGCAGCCAGCCUCCCACGGACGCCCGGACGGCCAGCCGGCCAGCAGUGAGCAAGCUUCCCCGCACCGGCCAGGCGCCUCCUGCACAGCGGCUGCCGCCCCGCAGCCCCUGCGCCAGCCCGGAGGGCGCAGCGCUCGGGAGGAGCCGCGCGGGGCGCUGAUGCCGCAGGGCGCGCCGCGGAGCGCCCCGGAGCAGCAGAGUCUGCAGCAGCAGCAGCCGGCGAGGAGGGAGCAGCAGCAGCGGCGGCGGCGGCGGCGGCGGCGGCGGAGGCGCCCGGUCCCGGCCGCGCGGAGCGGACAUGUGCAGGCUGGGCUAGGAGCCGCCGCCUCCCUCCCGCCCAGCGAUGUAUUCAGCGCCCUCCGCCUGCACUUGCCUGUGUUUACACUUCCUGCUGCUGUGCUUCCAGGUACAGGUGCUGGUUGCCGAGGAGAACGUGGACUUCCGCAUCCACGUGGAGAACCAGACGCGGGCUCGGGACGAUGUGAGCCGUAAGCAGCUGCGGCUGUACCAGCUCUACAGCCGGACCAGUGGAAAACACAUCCAGGUCCUGGGCCGCAGGAUCAGUGCCCGCGGCGAGGAUGGGGACAAGUAUGCCCAGCUCCUAGUGGAGACAGACACCUUCGGUAGUCAAGUCCGGAUCAAGGGCAAGGAGACGGAAUUCUACCUGUGCAUGAACCGCAAAGGCAAGCUCGUGGGGAAGCCUGAUGGCACCAGCAAGGAGUGUGUGUUCAUCGAGAAGGUUCUGGAGAACAACUACACGGCCCUGAUGUCGGCUAAGUACUCCGGCUGGUACGUGGGCUUCACCAAGAAGGGGCGGCCGCGGAAGGGCCCCAAGACCCGGGAGAACCAGCAGGACGUGCAUUUCAUGAAGCGCUACCCCAAGGGGCAGCCGGAGCUUCAGAAGCCCUUCAAGUACACGACGGUGACCAAGAGGUCCCGUCGGAUCCGGCCCACACACCCCGCCUAGGCCACUCCGCCGCGGCCCGUCAGGUCGCCCUGGCCACACUCACCCUCCCAGAGAACUGCAUCAGAGGAAUAUUUUUACAUGAAAAAUAAGGAAGAAGCUCUAUUUUUGUACAUUGUGUUUAAAAGAAGACAAAAACUGAACCAAAACUCUUGGGGGGAGGGGUGAUAAGGAUUUUAUUGUUGACUUGAAACCCCCGAUGACAAAAGACUCACGCAAAGGGACUGUAGUCAACCCACAGGUGCUUGUCUCUCUAGGAACAGACAACUCUAAACUCGUCCCCAGAGGAGGACUUGAAUGAGGAAACCAACACUUCGAGAAACCAAAGUCCUUUUUCCCAAAGGUUCUGAAAGGAAAAAAAAAAAAAAAAAAAAAAAGAAAAA
Symphalangus syndactylus (siamang) is the source of this 1762-nucleotide messenger RNA. RefSeq names its product fibroblast growth factor 18 (gene FGF18). NCBI's taxonomy places the organism in Eukaryota, Metazoa, Chordata, Mammalia, Primates, Hylobatidae. The record is from RefSeq and is a predicted model, not a curated record. Gene Ontology annotation, molecular function: growth factor activity.